Messenger RNA from Phyllopteryx taeniolatus (common seadragon), 4786 nucleotides. It is a transcript of the gene rap1gds1, whose product is annotated as RAP1, GTP-GDP dissociation stimulator 1. Gene Ontology annotation, cellular component: cytosol. The transcript is spliced from 15 exons. Lineage: Eukaryota; Metazoa; Chordata; Actinopteri; Syngnathiformes; Syngnathidae. Gene Ontology annotation, biological process: positive regulation of GTPase activity. Gene Ontology annotation, molecular function: guanyl-nucleotide exchange factor activity; protein binding. The record is from RefSeq and is a predicted model, not a curated record. Bases 362 to 2185 code for a protein of 607 amino acids.
CCCCACUUUUUCACCAAAGUGGUACUGUACAAAAGAGAGGCUCUGACCCCCCAAAAAUUCCUCCAUAAAAAUCAACUCUUUCCGUGGGCGGGGUGGGGCAAUGAGAGGAAGUUAGUCGCGUCGCAAGCGUUUGACCUUUUUUAAGGGACUUGCUGAGUGCUAGCUCGUUAGCUCACUCGCUACAUCAACGAAGACGCGACGGAGACAAGUGUGGCGACAAGAAGAAGAGCGACGCGCGCGCGUGUGUGUGUCUCGGGGGGAAGCCGGCUUUCAUUAGAGGCCGCGACGACGAGCUGGAGAGCUUCCACACACCCCCCCUCCCCCCACGCUCGUCUCUUUCCCGGUGCAGCAUCCCGUCGAGAUGGACAACCUGAGUGACGCCUUGGCGAAGCUGAAACUUGCAUCCACAGACGGCGCCUCGGACAGCGUGGAGAGCUGUCUGGACUGCCUGCUGAAAGCGCUCGUCAACAACAACACGGAGGCCAGUCUGAAGAUCCAGGAGAUGGGUGUUCUUCCCCUGCUCCCCACCCUGCUAAGCCCCCAGUCAUCCUGCUCCCCCAAAGUUGCCAAUAUCAUCGCUGAGGUGGCCAAAAAUGAGUUCAUGCGGAGUUCCUGUGUGGAAGCGGGCCUCAUCCCUCCGCUCAUUCAGCUGUUGAACUCCAGCGAUCAGGAGGUUCUACUGCAGACCGGCCGGGCUCUCGGCAACAUCUGUUACGACAGCCAUGAGGGCAGGAGUGCAGUUGACCUGGCAGGAGGGGCUCAGAUAGUAGCUGAACACAUUAAAACCCUCUCCCAAAAUACAGAGCCGGAAAAUGAGAAGCUCUUGACAGUCUUUUGUGGCAUGCUGAUGAACUAUAGCAAUGAUAAUGAUUCCCUACAAGGCCAACUGAUCAGCAUGGGCGUGAUCCCCACUCUGGUGAAGCUGCUCGGCAUCCAUUCCCACAACGCCGCCCUGACCGAAAUGUGUCUCAUCGCCUUUGGAAAUUUAGCCGAGCUCGAGUCGAGCAAGGAGCAGUUCGCCUCCACCAACAUUGCCGAGGAGCUGGUGCGCCUUUUCCAGAAGCAAGCGGAGCACGAAAAGAAAGAAAUGAUAUUUGAGGUCCUGGCUCCCCUGGCGGAGAACGAUGUGAUAAAGUUGCAGAUGGUGGAGGCGGGCUUGGUGGAAUGUCUCCUGGAGGUGGUGGCCCAGACUGUGGAUGGCGAGCGGGAGGAAGACGUCGCCCAGCUGAAGACGGCCUCUGACCUCAUGGUGCUGCUGCUGCUCGGAGACGAGUCCAUGCAGAAGCUGUUUGAGGGCGGGAAGGGCAGUGUCUUCCAGAGGGUGCUUUCUUGGAUACCGUCGCACAACCACCAGUUGCAACUGGCCGGCGCUCUUGCCAUUGCUAAUUUUGCCCGCAACGAUGGGAACUGCAUCCACAUGGUGGACACUGGUAUCGUGCAGAAGCUUUUGGAGCUGUUGGAUCGACACGUUGAUGAAGGCAAUGUCACAGUUCAACACGCAGCUCUCAGUGCUCUUCGGAACCUGGCCAUACCUGUUGUGAACAAAUCCAAGAUGCUGUCAGCCGGAGUCGCAGAUGUGGUAUUGAAAUUCUCGCAGUCGGAGAUGCCACCGGUUCAGUUUAAGCUUCUCGGGACUUUACGCAUGCUCAUCGACACACAAGUGGAAGCAGCGGACCAGCUCGGCACCAAUGGGAAACUGGUGGAGCGGCUGGUGGAGUGGUGUGAAGCCAAAGAUCACGCCGGGGUGAUGGGCGAGUCCAACAGGCUCCUUUCUGCUCUCAUUCGACACAGCAAGUCCAAGGAAGUCAUCAGGACAGUCAUCCAGGGAGGUGGAGUCAAGCACUUAGUUACCAUGGCAACCAGCGAGCACAUGAUCAUGCAGAAUGAAGCGCUGGUGGCGCUGGGCCUCAUCGCAGCGCUAGAUUUGGUUGCAGCGGAGAAGGACUUUGUGGCCGCGAACCUCGUAGCUGUGCUUCACAAGCUCUUGUCAGAUGAGAGGAGUGCGCCGGAGAUUAAAUACAACUCCAUGAUACUCAUCUGUGCUGUCAUGGGCUCCGAGCCCCUCCACAAAGAAGUCCAGAGCCGGGCCUUCAUCGACGUGGUGUCCAAGCUCCGCGCGCACGAAAACAAGACUGUGUCGCACCAGGCGUCGCUGACAGAGCAGCGGCUAACCGCCCAGAGCUAAACGACCGUGUUCGCCAUCAGCCCCCCGCCCCCAGCCACGGCACCCCGACGCCCUGCGCCUAAUCACCCGAUGAAUGCUCUACCCCUUGUACUGUAACGCCAUCGUCACGUGCCAAGGUACCAUGUUGCGUCGACUGCCAGACAGACAUCCUCUUGACUCGUGCUAAGGACAGACCGACGUACGUCACGUAUGAAUUGAGUUACAUUUGCGGAGCACCAAAACCCGCCGUCAUAAUAAUGCGAUUUAGCUAGGUGAGGUAGCACAUUUUGACGCGUCAGGCUUUCCGCGGUCCCUCGGCUUGUGCAUGCUAGUGUUGUCACGGUACCCAAAUUCUGACUUUGAUAGUAUACCUGCAUAAAUUACCUCGAUACCGAUACUGAAACGAUACCACGGCAAAAACCUAAAACAUCAGUAACAGCGGUGGAAUCAUAUUGACGAAACACAGAUCUUCAAAUUCUUAGCAUUUCAAAAAAAUACUGGGCAGUGUCAAAUAUUUCUUGAAAUGAUUCAAUAAGUAUCAUUUAAAAGGUUGCUCCAUCAGCCUGUCGCUGGUGUUUCACAUUGUUAGCAUUAAGCUAGCAGACUUUUGUUCGACGAAAUGAUGCGGUUCGGUUGAAGAUUUUGGGCUUGAAUAUAUACUGUACAAUGUUUAGUUCUUUGUUUGAGGUAUCGGUUUGACACUAAACUUCAAGUUGAACUUGUAGUGCACUGCUGAUUAGGCUUCAGGUGCUGUUCUUCCGCGCUUGCUGUACUGUUGUUGUGUGGGACCCCAGAGGCUGAAUAAAGUCGCUACAGUCUACCGCAGCGCGUUAGUCCGGCUUUCGUUCUUUCCACAUACAAAUACAGCAUAUAUUCUUUUUUACGGGAGAGACUAAUAAGCAUCUUCAAGCGAGGACAUUCUAUCUCUUUUUUUGGAGAAAUGUUUGCAGAAGUACCGCUACUAAAAAUAUGUGGUAUCGUUUCAUUUUGGAUGGCGAGAUAUACCGGCGCUACUUUUGUAGUGCCGGUAUACCGUGCAACCCUCGUGCAUGCGUCUUUGCAACACUUGUAGAACAAACGUGACGCCGGCUGCCCUGUUCAACCCAACAGCGUCGCUCCAGGAUGGUGCAUGUUUUCCUUUGGCCAGCAGAGUGGGGAACCCCUUUUAGGUUUUUUUUUACCAAGUCAUCUAAAUCGAUUCAAUAUAUGGAUUUUUAAAGUACAUUUUUUAUUGUAUUUGUUUUUCGAAUUACAUGGCAGGACCAUACAAUACUAACAUGCUAACGACACGUUAAGGAUAUUGAACAGUAUAAUAGGUGCAUUCAAGAGUUCAGAGAAAGUAAAAGUACGUUCACCAGUAAAGGUGAUAGUGCAUUUUAGAUUUGUCGGGAAAUUUCACCAAAUAUCCUGAACGUCUCGUGAGUAGUGUAUUUCAUCCACGGGCACGAGCUUCCCCAACACUGCUCGAAAUAUACGCCGCUUCCUCGAGUCUUGUCCACAUUUUUUAUUUUUUUUUGCAUUCCUUUGAGGUUUGAGUCUUAUUUUUAUUUAUUUUUUAAGUUUACGUUGAUCGAGUACGUGGUCUCGCUGCUGACCAAAGGGUCUACAGAUCUGUGGAAAAAGUCAGAACUAAAGAGUGAGGCACCUUUCAUUAGUCAGGUCUCCUUCACUCAGAAAAUGACCGUGUUACCUCAUAUAUCGGCUGUUUAUAUCCAAGUGCAGAGUAUCAGGCGUCUGUGAGCCUUUUGCACUCGGCCAACGCAGGAUAUUGAAAUUUGGUAGGCACGUCUGUCAUGAGUAGAACCACAAAAUGUCUUCAAAAAAACUGCCUGAAAACACACAGGAAGUCAGCCAUUUUACAGUUUUUUGGGGUCAUUUUCUGGUGUUCUCAAAAGACGAACUUGUCCAAUUGCUACCGAAUACGCGUACUAGACUAAAUUUGCGAAACAUUUGACUUUUCGUCACUGCACGUGGGCACCAUCAGCUUUACAGAUGCUACGUCUGCUCCGGACACCGGCUCAUCUCUCCUUGGUAAACGUCAGCUAUACUGUAUUAUAGGUAGUGGAAAAGGGGCUCAAGAAAUGAAGAAUUGAGGAACUACGAUAUGUUUGAGAAAGUAAAUAUGGAUCAUGUUUAUGCCAAUCAUUUCCCCCCCUAACCCCACCGGUGUCAACGGUGCAUUGUCGAAAACCCGUUGAAAUAUUUAUGACUUUAUUCAUUGGGAGCACAAAAGCGCAAAAAAAAAAAAACGCAAUGAAUUUUUCGAUGUUGUUUUAGCAGUAAAUAAAAGCGCAGCUAGCGUCGGUAAGUGAAUGCACAUUAGUGAAGAAAUGCAUGAGCCGCCACAACGGUGGGAUCAAUGAAGGAUGCUUUCUCAUAUCACAUCACACACACUGUAAAUCUUGGCAUGUCCCAAUCUAUAACAAAUGUUACCAUAUCGUUGUUGUUUUUUUUUUUUUUAAAAAAAGGUAUGGAUGGUUAUUUAUCAGAUUUGUGCUCUUAAUGAGUUGCAUCCAUAGCAACAGCAUAAAAGUACUAUAAACAAAUGUUUGUUGUAAACGUCAAAGCGUUGUACAUUUGGAGGAUUGUAACACAGAAGAUAAUUAAAAGAUAGCUCGCGCA